Molecule: messenger RNA, 1821 nt
Organism: Olea europaea var. sylvestris
Lineage: Eukaryota; Viridiplantae; Streptophyta; Magnoliopsida; Lamiales; Oleaceae
Product: F-box protein SKIP23-like
Exons: 2
Coding region: 41-1246 (401 amino acids)
Source: RefSeq, a predicted model, not a curated record
UCUCUUCGAAAUUCGCCACAACAAUUCAGCAGUCAGAGACAUGUCCACCACCAUUAUCAUCGUUGACUGGUCGGAAUUAACGCCGGAGCUCCUCCAGACUAUUGCGGGAAACCUCCGUAGACAAGCCGAUCACAUCCGAUUCCGAGCCGUCUGCUCAAGCUGGCGCGCCGCUGCUCCGCUAACUCCUCGCCAUCUUCCACGCGAAUUCCCCUGGCUUAUGCUCCGGCCGAGCCGAUCCGCGCUUUUCCCUCAUCGGCGUGCCUUCCUGAAUGCUCUUAGUAACAAGCUACACCUUCUCACGCUGCCAGAAGCCUCCUUAAGCCGCCGCCGCGUCGGCUCCUCCCACGGCUGGCUCAUUCUUAACGACGAAUCCCCUUCUAUUUUCCUCAUUAACCCCAUCACACGCGCCAAAGUUAAUCUCCCAGCGCCUUCAACUUUUCCAAAUGUCUUAAAUUUCGAUUUCUACAGUGUAGGCGGUGAAUACACGCUCCGGUCUCCAGGCGCUGAGGUCUAUACUUGUAGUCUAAGGAAAAUGCGCGACUCUUUUAUUAAAAAGGUCAUUCUCUCUCACAACCCUUACAAUGACUCGAAUUUCACUGCCUUGGCGAUUCUUAAUUGGCACGGAGAUCUGGCAUAUUGUGAAAAGGGAGAAAAUUCCUGGAAAUUCAUUGAUGAAGCGCGAUCAUAUUGUGAGGAUGUAAUUUAUUUUAAUGACUCAUUUUAUGCUGUGAAUAAAUUCGGGUCAAUUGCCAUUUGUGACGUGAAGGAUGCAGAUUGUCCUAAGGUUUCAUUUAUCAAAAUGCAGCAGCAAAUUGGCGGGGAUAUGCAGUAUUUGGUGGAUGCAAUGGGAGAAUUAUUGUUGAUCACGCGGUACUUAGAGCUUGACACUGAUUCCGAGCAUUUGGAACAUCAGUCUGACAAUGUGUACAAGACAGUGAAGUUUUGCGUGUGGAGGUUGGACUUGAGUGGGCCGAAGUGGGAGAGAAUCAUGACUUUGGGAGAUAGAGUGUUAUUUCUGGGGGAGAAUUCAUCAUUGGCGAUAUUGGCGACUGAUUAUCCAGGUUGUAAAGGUAACAGGAUUUACUUUGCGGAUGAUUAUUCCGAGGCAAAUUAUGAUGGAAAUCACGGAAUCAGUGGAGAUCAUGAUGUUGGGUUUUACAAUUUGGAGGAUGGAAGUAUUGAACCAUUGCCGUUUAAUCGUCGAAUUUCACACUGGCCAAUUUGGAUUACUCCAAAUCCAUGUUAAUCAUUUCAAUAAGGAAAAAGCUGUAUACCAGAUUUGAAGAAAUAUGAAUAGCUCUGGAGCUGAGCAGCACUUCUGGAACUCUUGAGCUGCAUUGAGGUACUGAAUACCGUACUUGGAAGCUGUGGACUUGGAAGCUGUGGAGUAACUCCAGCUCCCAAGACUGCAUUUGGAAUGCUGUUAAUUUUUUCUAUUUUUGUCACUGGGGUUUGGAAUGUAUGUUCUGUUUGAAUUGAAUAGGUUAUUCAAGUGCUAAGCAGCCAUAACAAAAUUAUGCUGUAACAAAUUCAACUGGUAUUUGGCUCUUGUAAGUUUUAGGUUUUUAACCACGACCAGCAUUGACAAAAAGUCAAAGCUGUGUUAUUUCUUCCCUUGGAAGAAAAUUUAUGAGUGAUUCCGCGAAACAUGAGUACAGGCAGUAAAAUUUUUCAAGCUUGAGAAAAGUUAUGAGAUAGGCCUGAAUGUUUGAAGAAGGCGAUGAAGCCAAAAAAUUUAAGCAAGAAAAACACAGAGAUUGACCUAAAAUGUAACAAAGGCAACGAAGCCUUUUGAAUAGGCUGAGAAUAAUUUGGAAUAUC